This is a messenger RNA of Dothidotthia symphoricarpi CBS 119687, 1359 nucleotides long. RefSeq names its product glucose/galactose transporter. The record is from RefSeq and is a predicted model, not a curated record. The annotation marks the transcript as partial. The transcript is spliced from 2 exons. Gene Ontology annotation, molecular function: transmembrane transporter activity. Lineage: Eukaryota; Fungi; Ascomycota; Dothideomycetes; Pleosporales; Dothidotthiaceae. Gene Ontology annotation, biological process: transmembrane transport.
GGUUUCUCAUACGGUCUUAUCGACACACUGAACAAACACUUCCAAGAGAGUCUUGGUAUCACACGUGCCCGUUCAUCCGGACUCCAAGCAGCUUACUUUGGCGCAUACCCACUCGCCUCUCUCGGCCACGCAAACUGGCUGCUGCGACACUGGGGAUACAAGACCGUGUUCAUCUGGGGACUCUUUUUGUACGGUGUUGGCGCUUUGGUCGCUUGGCCAUGUCUCUUGCAUCGCUCAUUUGGCGGCUUCUGUGGGGCCACGUUCAUCAUGGGCAGUGGGCUUGGAUCGCUUGAGACGGCCGCAAACCCAUAUCUUGCGGUUGUGGGCCCUCCCAAAUACAGCGAGCUACGAAUCAAUCUCGCGCAGGCUUUCAAUGGUAUCGGGACUGUUGCUUCACCUGUCCUGGCGUCUUACGUGUUCUUCAAGAACACAGGCUACGAUGCGGAGGCGUUGAAGAAUGUGCAAUGGACCUACCUUGCCAUCGCUUGCUUCGUGUUUCUGCUGGCGAUCGUCUUCUACUUUUCGCCCAUUCCUGAGGUCACUGAUGCCGAUAUGGCCUUCCAAGCCGAGGCCACGCACGCCGGCACAGACGUGAAGCCGUUCUCAAAACAGUAUCGACUCUUCCACGCUACGUUCGCACAGUUCUGUUAUACAGGAGCGCAAGUUGCCCUUGCAGGGUCGUUCAUCAACUAUGUCACCGAGACACGAGUCAAACGCAAUGGCCCCACGAGCUCAUCCGAUGCAGCGAAGUUUCUCGCCGGUGCUCAGGGAGCCUUCACAUUCGGCCGCUUUGCAGGCAGUGCGCUGAUGAAGUUUGUCAAACCUCGUUGGGUGUUCCUCGUCUACAUGACAUGUGUGAUAGUGUUUCUCAUACCGACCAUCACCGAACGCGGCAAUACAGGUAUGAGCAUGUUGUUCAUCGUGCUCUUUUUCGAAUCGAUAAUUUUUCCAACCAUUGUCGCUCUGGGUAUGCGCGGUCUAGGAAAGUACUCCAAACGCGGCUCAGGCUUCAUUGUCGCCGGAGUAUCUGGUGGUGCAGUGGUUCCACCUCUUCUCUUCGUCGCGGCCGAUGCUCAAGGUGCUAUCAACUACGAAACAGGUCAUGCGCCGACGGCCAUCGCGAUGAGUGUGCCACUCGCCUUCAUGAUUGUAGCCUGGUCGUACCCAAUCUGCAUCAAUUUCGUACCAGCUUACAGGAACGUGGCGGAUAGUUUCUCAGAGACGGAAUUGGGAAUCACAAAUGCGCACGCAAAUGACCCAGAGAAUUUGGUAGGCGGCCACAACGGAUUUGACGAGGGCCAUGCUAAGAGUGAUCCAUCGGCGCACACGGAGACUGUGGACAUGGACAGAAAAUACUGA